UAUCCCCCAUAUAAAAAAAAAUGGUUCUUCCCUCCGCCGCAGCCACCGUGCUCCUCCUCCUCCUCCUCUGCCACCAAUAUCAAACAUGCUCUGCCUCCCGACCUCAACCACAACCACUCCUCCCCACCAUCAAACCCCAGCAGCAAUACGGCGACGGAAUCGACCCUAUCGCCGCCAACCAGCCCACUUUCCCCCUGCCGGAAGGAGGCCCAACGCAGCUCCCUUUCGUCCCCAUUACUCCUUAUCCCCGUCUCCCAAAUUUCCCUUCCUUUCAACGACCCGCUCUCCCUCAAUUGCCGCUUCCACCGCCCCGCUCCAGCACCGCAGCCGGAGGUAAUCCCAACAGCGGCGGCGGGGAGAGUGCCCCUGCUGCGGGUACAGGAGGAAAUAACAAUAAUGACAACAGUAUUGCCGCCGGCGGGAGAGUGGCGGCGGGACUGGGGUUCCCAUAUCAGAGCAUGCCAUCGUACAUCCCAAAGUUCCCGCCUUUCCCUUUCAUUCCAACCAUGCCGACCAUGCCUUCUGUUCCCCUGCCUCGGCUCCAACCCGAUUCCGGCGGAUUACCCACCGCCACUCCAUCUUCAUCCUCCUCCUCGACUUCUUCGUCAUCAUUGUCAUCGCCGGCGUGUAAUGAUAAGGGCCAGCCGCAAACUGGUGGCAGCCACUCACAGCCAGGGCACUGAACUGUGCGGCUCAAUGAUCUACCACUCUGUUUUUGGCACCUCUCUGUUUCUUCGUCACCAAUAAUUUAAAUCGUGUAACUAGGUCCAGGAAUGAAGUUGAAGGAAAACA
Linum trigynum is the source of this 792-nucleotide messenger RNA. The record is from the annotation of a GenBank genome assembly. Lineage: Eukaryota; Viridiplantae; Streptophyta; Magnoliopsida; Malpighiales; Linaceae.